This is a messenger RNA of Lodderomyces pseudojiufengensis, 1014 nucleotides long. It is a transcript of the gene OAC1, whose product is annotated as Oac1p. Bases 1 to 1014 code for a protein of 337 amino acids. The transcript has a single exon. Gene Ontology annotation, biological process: transmembrane transport. The record is from RefSeq and is a predicted model, not a curated record. NCBI's taxonomy places the organism in Eukaryota, Fungi, Ascomycota, Pichiomycetes, Serinales, Debaryomycetaceae.
AUGAGUGAGUCAAAAUCAUCAUUAUCACAUGCAACAAAGAAACAGAUACCGACCAAUAAUGCUCAAAAGGUUUCAACUUUAGGUGGUUUUAUAGCUGGAGGAGUGGCAGCGUGUGGUGCUGUUACAUUCACGAACCCUAUAGAGUUAAUCAAAACAAGAAUGCAAUUGCAAGGUGAAUUAUCAAAGACCAAUAAAAAUCAACCUAAACUAUAUAAAAAUCCAGUUCAAGCGUUUGGGUUAAUUUACAAACAUGAAGGUAUAAGAGGAUUACAACAAGGAUUAGUAUGUGGAUAUUUUUAUCAAUUGGGGUUGAACGGUUGUAGAAUAGGUUUGUAUGAACCAAGUAGGUACUAUAUUUCCAAGUUGUUAAAUCCAAAAUCAAUAAUGGAUAAUGGAUUGAUAAAACAAAAUUUAUUCAUAAAUGUGCUAGCUGGGUUUGUAUCUGGUUCAGCUGGUGCAGUUUUAGCAUCUCCAUUUUUUUUAAUUAAAACAAGAAUGCAAUCAUUUUCCAAAACAGGUGCUGUAGGACAACAAACUUAUUAUCAUGGAACUUGGGAUGGUAUACGACAAAUUUACAAUCAUGAAGGUAUUAAAGGUUUAUAUAGAGGUGUUGAUGCUGCAGUGUUAAGGACUGGUGCUGGAUCAGCUGCACAAUUACCUGUUUAUAAUUUGACUAAAAACUUUUUAUUGAAACAUAAUUUAGUCAAAGAUAAUUCCUUUUUACUACAUUUUGCUAGUGCUUCAAUGGCAGGUUUGGGAGUUGCAAUAGUUAUGAAUCCAUGGGACGUUGUAUUAACAAGAAUGUAUAAUCAAAAGGGGAAUUUAUAUAAAGGUCCAUUAGAUUGUUUUAAAAAAACAAUACAGAUUGAAGGACCAAUGGCUUUAUAUAAAGGAUUCUGGGCUCAAUUAUUUAGAGUUGGACCUCAUAGUAUAUUGACUUUAAUAUUCAUGGAACAUUGUAUGAAUGCAAUGGUUAAAAUUGAACAAAAACUAGGGAUAAACCCAGUACAUUAA